GGGAGGGAGGGAGGCUGGUUCUCGGUGCUAGUUCAUUAGAGCUGUGUUUGGAGGACUGCACUGAGAGUGGGCACUACGUCUGAACCUGACAGCUACACUUUGGUGAAUAGGUUAGAAGAUUCACAGAUCUGUGGGAAAGGGCCACGAAGACAGUAGUCUGAGGUUUGGAGUAUCUGACCGUAGAGAAGCCAGAGAGAGCACGAGUCCCUUUGAAGAUGACACCUGCCAGUUUGGUGUUAGCCUGGCUCCUGCUCGCUGUGAGGGCAGUCACCUCUGCUGUGUAUCUGGAGCCUGAGGAAGAGGGGUCAGGGGGACAGGGUUUGUUAAGCGUUGUCCCGCUGACCCCUUCUUCUCUUCUAGAGCUCAAUGAAACUGUCCUCUGCACCAAUGACCAGAUGGAGGUGGUCAUUCCCAGUGCCUUCUUCCUCAAUAAAUUGCCACCCAUUUAUGUCUGGGAUUUGCACCUAAAUGACCCAGAGUGCCGUGGUGUUGAGAUUGAAGAUGACUAUGUCUUCAGCAUCAAGACUAAUCUCUCUGACUGUGGGACGAUCAUGGCAUCGGAUGACACACAUAUUAUGUUCAUUAACACCAUACGCAACAACGAUUCGGAUGUCAUCACAAGGAACUACAUAAACAUCACGUUUGUCUGCCGCUACCCAAUAAACUACAUGGUCCAGCAACCUAAUGGGGAAAACAUGAUCAGGGUGGAUGUCAAGAUGAUCACUCUGAACACAGAAGAUGGGAACUUCUCUGUGUCCAUGUUGCUAUAUAAAGACAAGGACUUUGAGGACAAGUGGACCACUGUGCCCUCACUGACACUGGAUGACAACAUAUACGUUAAAGUUUUCAUGAUACCGGCUCAUCUUUUGCUGCGUGUGGAGAGAUGCUGGGCUACCCCAACCAACGACCCGUACAGCAACAUCCAGUACACCUUCAUUAAGGACAGCUGCCCCGUGUUGUCAAACGAACAGACGUUGACAGUGCUGAAGAAUGGACAGGGGCCAGAGGCUAUGUUCAGGAUACAAAUGUUCAAGUUUGUGGGCAGCUCUUACAAGGAUGUGUUUCUCCACUGCAAUGUUCAGAUCUGUCACAACACACCUGGGGUCUGUCAGCCUAACUGUUCUGUUGAGGAUAGCUCCAGGCGGAUGAGAAGAGAUGUUGCCAUGUCCCAUACAGUAUCUUAUGGACCAAUCAGGCGACGUCUGCCUGAGAGUGACCAACCCAGCCUGAACUCUGGAGGUGUGCUUUCGGUGGAGACGUUUGUCCUGGGAGGACUGCUGGUGGUCCUACUGCUGAUCACUGGAGUGUUCGGGAGGCUGUGGCUGAGAACCAGACACUCUUACCCAGCACAGGAGGCUGCUCAGCUCACUCUGUCCAAUAUACACCACAUCUCAGAGGUAGCCUCCUAAGAUAGCCGAGCAGACCAAUAGUCCGAGCUAUGAGAACAGAUGUCAAACGGUGCAUUCAUACAUAGAUCCACAAAGGCAGGCACACAAAUGCAAGCAAGCACAGGCAAGCAUACAGUGGUGUAGUGGAGUGUGUAUGCAAGUAUACGCCGUAUACACACUUAUUUUUCAGUGGGCAUUGCGUAUACUCACUUCUUAAUACCCACAAUGUGUAUUGAAGUAGUGUAGUGGAGGUAUACGCCGUAUCAAUUAAUAAGGCUGAUGGAACAGAUCAGAAUGUUUAGCUUAAAAUGUUGAUAAACUAUUAUUUCUUCCUAUUUUAGGCGCAGCAAUGUGUUCAAGGCUGUAGGAUAUACACUAAUGUUCCAAAAUGGAAUUUGCGGGAAAACGUUGUUCUAAAAUGCACACUGGGUUUCAUGGACAGAGAUGGAAAUAUCCGUUUUUAAAGAGGCAAGAUCUAAAGGUGCAACAACUAUCAUGGGUUGAUAAUAUGACUAGGAUAAUGCCUUUGGCUGCUAGACAAUGAAAGAAAGUUGAAAGAAAACCAAUAGAACAGGAGAAUGCAUAUGAGGAAGUCUUUAUAAAAUAAUUGCCUCCACAUUUCUAUGAUUUCAAACAAUUAAGGAACAGUAAAAAUAGAGCGACGCUAAUGAUAGGCCUAGACAUCUUCUGGUAGAUGAAAAGUCUUUCCCAAAAACCUUCCCAAUUAAAUGUUAACUAGCUACAAAGUAGCCAAUGCCUACCUGGCAGAAUGAUAUCAUGAUUAUUUGCAUUACUCCAGUGGCCAUUUGUUUUGCAACUCCAUCUCAUACAGAAACACAGCAAACAAAGCAGCAGUGCUAGGUGCCUGUUCACUUGAAUUAAAGGAUAACUACACUCAAAAAUACAAAUGUCAUAGAUUUUUCCCAAACCUCAAAAAGGGGUCUCUGGAUGUGGUUUAAGCAUUGUUAUGGACUUAGAACAUCCAAUUGUGUUUUUUUAUUUCGAAAAACUUACUUUGAGAGCAAAACCUUCUAUUAGCCUACUUGCACAGUACAGAUUGGGUUGGCCUGCUUGUUAAAGACCAAUAUGGGAUUUAUCAUAUUAGUCCAUUCAGUGUAUGUCACAAUUUCUCAUAGAAUUUUUCACACAGGGCGCCUUUCCUUCACGUUGUGGCCUUUUGGUAAAUUUCUGACAAACUUUGAGUAUACCUACUUCUCCAGUCACCACUACACUCACUUCAUGCAUGCACAUGCACCCCCACAAAUUAAAAUGUUGCAUAAGGAAAGAGGAAACCAUGAAUUUACUGUACUUUUGGGUGUAUAUAAAAUAUCAGUGUAGAAAUCAGGGAUUUUGAAGAUGUGGUAUAAAACUGAAAACAUCUCAGUCUGUAACAUAUGGGUUUUCAGUGUUUUUUGUAAAUAAAAAAAUAAAGGUUUUUCAAAGA
Molecule: messenger RNA, 2832 nt
Organism: Salvelinus fontinalis (brook trout)
Lineage: Eukaryota; Metazoa; Chordata; Actinopteri; Salmoniformes; Salmonidae
Product: alpha-tectorin
Exons: 9
Coding region: 216-1409 (397 amino acids)
Biological process (GO): neutrophil migration
Cellular component (GO): cell surface; apical plasma membrane
Source: RefSeq, a predicted model, not a curated record